Molecule: messenger RNA, 447 nt
Organism: Pocillopora meandrina
Lineage: Eukaryota; Metazoa; Cnidaria; Anthozoa; Scleractinia; Pocilloporidae
Source: the annotation of a GenBank genome assembly
AUGAACUCAGAAAAAGAUGACAAAAACACGACGGGAUGCAAAGUGCAGAUGACCACGGAAAAUGCGAAACCAAAUAGAUAUGAAUUAUAUGGCAAAAGUGAGACUGGGAAGGUGGUAGAUGCUAAUUUGAAAACGUCACCUUCUCCAAAUUCUACAACAAACACAGUCGGACUGAGUGUGCUGAGCCGAGGAAAUCCUCGCGAGAGAGGAUUUACACUGCACGUUAAAGAGCUUGUUGUCCCAGGCAAGGAUGAUGGAAAUUUAAACUCAGCACUUACAGCGCAAAGACCAAGAAGCGCCAUCAGUGCCGAGCAAAGCAACUUUUGCAGUUUGUUUGGCAUUUCGCUUAGUCAACCGUUGAAGUACAGUCGUAAUGCUGUAAACAUCAAAGAAGUCAUGGGGAAACAACGAAGAUCUUCGUGUUCGGAUCUUACCAAACGGAACUAA